AUGGAUACUUCGAUUCAACUAGAUCACCCAAAGGCCAUCUUCAGUAAUGGCGACCCAAUCACUGGCAAUAUCGUCAUUUACUGCCCUACAAGCAUCACCAAAGUUUCAAAAAUCACAGCGACCUUAGUUGGUGAGAGUGUACUAUCUUAUACCGACACAAGCGGCCUUUUGAUGGACCGAGAGCAACAAGACAAGCACCGCUUCGCACACGAUUUCCAGAUUAUAUUUCCUUCGCGCCAUGAUCAGAGGGUUUUAGGUGCCGAAAAGUCAAUAAGACUGGGCUUCGGAUAUCACAGCUUUCGGUUUGCGUUACGGAUACCUGAUGCAGUGGAGUGUAGCUCAUGCCCUCCAAACUCCCCGGCUGUAUCGCCGGUAUGCAAUGAGAAAUAUGCAGUCCAGUCGCCAUCCUCUUCGCACGAUAUGCUCCCACCAUCAAUGCACGAUAUUGUUGAUGGUGCAGCGAUCUCAUAUCGUAUCGAUGUAGCAGUAACCAGCAUACGCAGCAUUUUCAAAUCGACGAUAAAAACGAACUUGAACAUCACAGUAUGGCCUAUGGAAACACAUAACCAGUAUCUCGGCUCCUUGUCCAAGGAAAAUAGCACAUUUCCAUGCGUAAAAACAGUGCAAGCAACUAUCAUGGGUCCAUACGCUCAACUUCCAGCACUAGUCGUCUCUCCGACUGAAUACAUGCAUCACCUCUCCGCGGCCAUCCCUCCAGCUCAGAUAUCAAUAUCAGCUCAUUUACUACCGGAUUACUCAAUCCUCCGAAACCGCCACAUGAUGAUACGACUCAGCAUUUCGAAACUCAAUGAAUUUGCAUACAGCCUCUACCUGCAGUCUUUUCAGAUGCUGUUGGUUGGGUAUACGGAUAUUAAAGCCAAGGGUCCGUCUCUUACGAAUACGCAGAUUUCCUGCUGGACGAUUCAAAGCAUGAGCAACCUCGGUUUGCCUGUACUCCAUUAUUCUGAAAGCGUCGGUACCGAAAAAUACAUUGAUAGGAGUCUAUGGGAAGGUGAAGCACUGCCAGAUACCAUUGUCCCAAGUUUCGACUCGUGUGGGUUGGCGAGAAGAUAUGAAUUGGAUAUCUCCAUGGGGUUUCAAUGUCGGGAUACAAAGGAUCAGGCUGGUCGGAUACUAUUGGUUCAAUUGAGGACACCGGUACACGUGUCUUCUGGGAUACGUCCCGGUAGGAAGCUUGAGAGUGGGGACGAUAAGAAGUUGUUUCUGAACGGAGAGCUGGUACCGAUUAGUAUGCGUUCACAAGACGAUAUGGGUACGCAAGAUGAGAAUCGGCACGGUGCUACCCAAAGGGUGGGUGCUGCGAACGAAGACUACGGCACGCCAAUGGAUCCGCCGCCUACGUACGAAGAAGCUACCAUAAGGUCUUGGUGA
This is a messenger RNA of Alternaria postmessia, 1392 nucleotides long. RefSeq lists its product as uncharacterized. Bases 1 to 1392 code for a protein of 463 amino acids. Gene Ontology annotation, molecular function: ubiquitin protein ligase binding; protein-macromolecule adaptor activity. Gene Ontology annotation, cellular component: plasma membrane; cytosol; cytoplasm. Gene Ontology annotation, biological process: ubiquitin-dependent endocytosis. The record is from RefSeq and is a predicted model, not a curated record. Lineage: Eukaryota; Fungi; Ascomycota; Dothideomycetes; Pleosporales; Pleosporaceae. The transcript is spliced from 5 exons.